GUGAAAGUCUGUGGAUGAAAAGUUGCAGUGUGAGAAUGUGGCAAGAAAGUGAUUACAGCAGAUAGCGUGCUAGAACGGAAUGUUCUCGACGGUUGGGUGGUGAUGACCACAAUCAGCAGGUGUGACGCGACGCGACGCUUGACCCAGGCGACGACGCUUGACCUAGAGGAAGACGGGAGCAACAAAACAUCAACAACCGCAGGCGGGAGGAGUCGGGCCACCAUCCUGCAGACCAAUAAAGACCAAUGAGAGAGCGCCAAGGAUAACUGCAGGAGACACAUAACCUAUAGUGAAUUAGUAGAUUGUACUUUUUUAAAUUGUCCUGGGCAACUCGGAUGUGGAGUACGUCGGCUGGAGGGAACAGAGACGUACAGGGUUGUAAUGAGAGGGACCCGAGAUUCAGGUGUUUGUUGAAGGAAUAAAUCCACUCGCGUGUGAAAAUGCCGGCUUCCUGGUCCUUUCUUUGCAGAACGAGCGCGCAAAUUGUUGGAUGAGUGGUGGUCGGGUAAUGUAACAAUUUGGAGUCAGAUGAUUAACGGACUUUUGUAUUAAUCUAAAAAUAAUAUCCAACAAUUCUUGGUGACCCCGACGUGAUGCAAGAAAGGUAAAGAGGUUUGGGACUUAGCGAAAACCACAGAGUCUGGGACUCAGGGUCUGGGACCCACGUCCACACCAGGUGACGACCUGAUAAGAAAGCCCCGAAUCCGACCUUCCUUCCUCGAGUGGCCACAUCGAAAAGUGUGUCUGCACAGGUCAAGGAAAAGGCGGCUGUCGACACUUCGUCAACACCACGGGAUCCCGACAUUACUCCAUACGUCUACAUCCGAGUGCUGUCCAGGAAGUGGACUGACCCUCGCUGGAAAGGACCAUUUAGGGUUCUGGCUAGAACCUCACACGCCGUCCAAUUGGAGACCAAGGGUCAUAAGUGCUAUCAUUCCUCGCAGUUGAGACCGGCACCUGACUUUGUACCUGACAAUGGUGAGCGUGAAAGUUGACUGCCCGGACGGGCAGGUCAAGAGAGGGAAGGUGAAGAUGAUCAGAAUUGAGUCGAAAUCAAAGAUGUCAACAACGUCUGUGUCUGAAAAACAAUUAGGACGCGAAUGUCCGAGUUCUAUUACGAUUACGAUUGUAUGGCUUUGCCUCGCAUCAAUAUGCUGUGUGUGGACCAUGCUGGCGCUUGAAUCUGUUAUACAGGAUGAAAGAAGUGAAGGAGUGACUGUGGACAGCAAUGGAACGGUGUGGUAUGAGGCAUGGCAAGGUGGUGGUGCUGAGCUGACACAGACACAACAAACACUGAUGAGUUUAAAAUGUAAUCAACCGACACAGGUGAGCAUGUGGGGAAGCCUAAAUCUGGAAAGGAAAGGUGACACAGGUCGACCCCAGGAGGUGUAUUGGAACAGAGGUAAGAGGAGCAUGGGUGAGAAGGUGGUCGGGAUGAGGGAGGUUGCCCGACUCGGACGGGACCCAUGCGGACAGGAACGAGACGUGGUUACAAACCAAUUGUAUUUUUGUUAUGGGCCAGGUGUAAACGAGACAGUGAUCAUGUUAGACUUGAAUACUUUUUCAAUUGGGGGGUGGGCAGCAACCACGUGGCUGCCCUAUGUAUGGUAUUUGGAUUUGAGAGGAUCUGAAAGAUGGCCGACAUGGAAGACGGUCUCUCAUAUCAUCGGUAAGAGGUUUGACAGAGCAAGUUAUGGGGCAGUGAAAAAGCACGAAUCUGGCAGGAUAGACUUAGGAAUGUAAGAGUGACUGGACAGGGAAGCACCAAGUUUUUAAUCAAUGACUCGGAAUCAAACAAAUUACCCCCUUCCAGGGAACGUGCCAAGGGGAGGAAGUGAGUGGGCACCGGGAUGUACGACAAUAAGUGUUUGUGUUUCCAAGGUGGGACGGGAUCCCUGUACACGUGUUUAUUUGUGCCCCAACAAGACGGCAUUUGAGGAGUACGGUAGGAAGAAUCAAACAGAGAGCAAAACCAUCCUGACUAGAGGAAAGUCGGUAAGUAGCGUUCAGGUUAAGGUGCUCCCCGGACUCAGGAAGGUAGAUGAUUGGUUCCUAAUUCACACAGGCAUUUCAAUGGUAACGAACAAUUGGUUACUAAUGGCUGAACAGGCAGCCAACACGAUCAAUGGCAAUUGUUUAGUGUGCCUUGAGGCACGCCCUAUUCUCCGCAUAAUUGCAGCGGGAGUAAUUGCCCCCAACUGCAUCUUGCAGUUUUUGUAUGAGAAAAUUCUAACUGGUGAGUGCACUGAAUUGGAUAAAGUUUUCCCACUGAUCGGGAUGGAAAAGAAAAAGCUAAUGUUUAAUACCCAGGUCGCGAAACAAAAUUUUACGUGUCUGAAAUUACAUGGAACUGGCGCAGGGAUCGGUCGAAUCCCAGAGCCAUGGUGUAUUGAGAAUGUGUCUCUGCCAGCAGGUACACCCCUUGCACGUGCAGAUGUAUGGCUGUGGUGUGGAGGAAAAGUGUUGUACGAUAGAUUGCCACCCAAUGCCUCAGAACUGAACUGGCUGAACAAUGAGAGUUUUCAAACAAGUGAUGCCUUGUCGCUUCAUAGUCGGUUUUUAGAGAAGAAAAGUGACUCAUUACACAACAAAGACUCAAGAAAAGAUGUGGACAGUGUGCCACCAAAGAAAAAGAAGCAUGAAAAGCAUGGGGGAAAAAAGAAAAAAUACAAAGAAAACAGUAGAGGGUCAGCAGAAUGCAGUGGCUCAGAAUGUGAACCGAUCUUCCCAAGUGAGCUCAAGCGGAAACAAGAAACUGACAGACCACGGGCUGCUCCAAUAUCAAGUUCUUUCUCAUGGUUGGAUGAUAUAAAGUCGCCCACACUGCAGCCGUUCUGUGUCGACUCUAAAUCUGAUGCUUCGAACUGGACGUACAAGUCUCUAUACAGAGGAAAUGUAGCAAGGUAUAGGAGGAAAGGUUGCUCAUCACUGGGUCUGGACCCUUGCAGACAAGAAGUAAGAUGGGAGGAUGCGAAAAAGAAACAUAAACAUGGGGACAAAAAGAAAGGAGCAGACCGAUACUUUUCCACAGUGUGUCGUCAGUUGCUCAAGUCGCAGCUCCCUCUCCUGAUAUUACCCAGAGUUACUGAAAGCGGAGAUGGGAGCAACUCUACCCCCUUUCUCCCACUGGAAGAUAUUGAGGGGGAGAAAAAAUUAGAGCUGGUUGGGAGAGCUCAGACGUCAUCAGUGAAUCCCCUUGGUGUGUACGACCCCACCACUGCACUCUGGCUGCAGGGGAAGGGAAAGCAAGACCAGACAGAUCACCACGAAGACCCCAAUUUGGAGACAGGCCAGGAUACAGAGCUUGUGACAGGCCAGACAGAAGAAUUCAACAGGAAACUGAGAGAGCAACCAGAAAACACUCAGCUCUGGUUGAAAUUCAUUAGAUACCAGGAUGAGUUGAGUGCAACUGUAUUUGGAGGUGAGGAUGCGCAACAGGCUAAAGAGUUAUCGGAGCGUCGCAAGUCUUCCUACAAAGCUGUGCUGGAGAAAAAGCUGAGCAUUGCAGAGCGCGCCGUGGCCACCAACCCCAGCUGUGUCGCUCUGCAGCGGGAGAGGCUCAGGAUCUGCCAAGAGCUUUGGGAACCAUCAGCGCUGGCUAAAGAAUGGAAGAAACUGGUCUUUCUCCACCCAAAUAGUGGCCCUCUUUGGAAGGAGUAUCUCCUCUUUACCCAGAGCUACUUUAGCAACUUCAGUGUGUCAAGGGUUAACUCGGCUUAUGGGAAAUGUCUCAGCAUGCUCAGCGCCGUCCGGGAUGGCAGCAUGGUGUCCCACCCAGCCAUGCCAGGGAUCGAAGAGGACAUGCUAGAUAUCUUCACCCAACAGUGUCAUUUCCUCCGUCAGUCCGGUCACUCCGAGAAGGCUUUCUCUCUAUUUCAAGCCAUGAUCGACUUUACGUUCUUCAAGCCUGACAGUGUACGGCAACUAUCCACCAAACAACAGGCUGACUUCUUUGAGCCAUUCUGGGAUAGCGGGGAGGCAAGAGUUGGGGAGUUGAAUGCCAGAGGUUGGAAGGCUUGGAUGGUCCAACAGGAGCGAGGAGGGUGGGUGCAGCCCUCUGCAGAAGAAGAAGAAGAGCAGGAGGAGGAAGAGGAAGAGAUUAAGGACCGCAUUCAGCCUAGAUGGAAAGUGUGGCUAAAUGUGGAGUCAUCUCGUGAAGCUGCACAUUGGUUGCCAUGGAGACCUGAAAAAGCCAAGAGCCAAUCAGAGGAGGACUGUGAGGACCCAGAGAGACAAGUGCUGUUCGACGAUAUUGGUUCUUCUCUGAUUUGUCUGUCCUCGUCAGAGCUCCAGCUCCGCUUCCUUCUCAAUUUCUUGUUAUUUUUGGGGCUUCCAGUGGACACUGUGCUGCUGUCUGGUGGCCAUCCUGGCCUGCUGCUGGAGGACCUUUCUCUGCUCACUCAGGGGAGUGAGUCACGACGUCCUCUGACUUCCUCCUACCUACCAAGCCUUGGGCUGAACUCUGUGGGUCACAUGACCACACUCCAGGGAGCGAGGAAAUGGGCUGGGCUCGGAAAGCAGGGCGAGAAGUUUGUCAACGCAAUGUUGGGUAUGCUUCAACCUGUCAUUCCAUCUCAACACCGAACUGUCCUGUCACUGAGUCGAAUGCAGUAUGAGAAACUGAAGGUGUUUCGUUGCAUGCACAGCAACAAAAAACGGCUCCGCUCUCAGAGCAAAAUCAGCAAGCGGAUUGCCAAAUCACUGCUCAAAGAACCUGACAAUCGCUCAUCUUUGGCAAUGUGGCGGGAGUUCGCCCACUUGGAGUGGAUGCUGGGUAACCUCGAAGAGGCCCGGAAAGUGUUUUCCACAGCCAGGGCGCUGGGGGCGGCCAAAGGGCUGAGUGACCCCACUCUCUGCGAGUUGUGUCUGCUUUGGGCUCAACUCGAGGUGGAGGAUGGAGCAAGUGGACCGGGAGGGCUAGAUGGCAAUGGAGCUGCAUCUAUGGCUGUGUGCGUGCUCACCAGACUUGCAGAAGGGAGCGCCAUAUCACCUUCUUCGGCAUCACAGCCCGUCUUGCCGGUUGCCAUCCUGAAGGCCAGGAGGUCUUAUGAACAAGCUCUGACUGCCGCUUUAUGUGCAUUCGAUAAAGAUCUCUUCAAUCCUCAGGACAACAAAAAAGGUGAAGUGGCUGUCCGAGAAGACAAGUUGCGGUUGAGAGGCCUGGUGGGCUGCUAUGGUCUUUUCCAAUACCUCACAAUGGGCCUCAAGGCAGCAAGUGCAGUCUACAGCCAGGCCAGAGAGCGGAUGGACGACUUGCACCGCACAAUCAAGUCUGACUCUGGCACGGAUGCUUUCCGCUCUGGCAGCAGCUUGUUGGUUAGAAGGUUAGCUUCAGAGUGUGAGAUGUUGGCGGUGCAGCAGGCGUCGUUACUCAAGUACCACACGAGCGUUGGUGUGAUCCCUCUAGCGACACUCAGAGACACGCUCACCUUGGCCCUUACAAGCUGGCCUAGUAGUGCCCCACUCUGGAGCAUUUAUGUGCAGGUGGAGAACCGUUACCAUAGUGCUGGCCGGGCACGUCGCUUUUUUCACACUUUAACAAGAGACAACAGCAGUGUUGUGCCACGGCUCUUUACUAUUCUUGCUGAACAACAAAGAAAACAAUUGGUGGAUGCAGCACAGAGGUCUUGCGACAGAAGCGGCCCCUUGAGUGUCCUGCCGGAGAAUGGUCUGAGCAAUCGUAUCCUUGGACUAUAUGAAAGCGCCAUUGGAACAGAGACGGGAGCUCACUGUCCUUUACUUUGGAGGAUGUACAUUCACUGCCUGGUAUCUGAGGGUAAAAUAGAUCAAGCCAAGGGGCUCUUCUACAAAGCUUUACAGAAUAUUCCCUGGGUAAAGGGUCUGUACAUGGAUGCAGUGCAGCUGUUUCCUGAGUGUCUCCAAGAGUUUGCAGAUCUGAUGACAGAGAAAGAGCUGCGAGUCCGGUUGCCAUUAGAAGAGCUCGACAUACUGCUGGAAGACUGAAACAAGCUUCCGAGUAAAACUAAAUGCGGAGCUCAGCACCAGAAGGACAUUUCAGUGAUUACUCAAGAUGCAUGAGAAUGCUUGUCUUAUCCUGGACUUGAGAGAAGUCAAAUAAAGAAGAUAAAUUGCAUUUUCACCCCCAUAAAACAUUUUCUUUUGGUAUGUUAGUUAUUUUAGAUACAUUCAAUAAAAUACUUUUGUUUGUCAUUUGUAUAUAAUUUUUUUGCAAGUUUUAAUUUAUUAAAUAAAGAAUAAUGUUUCUGAAA
This is a messenger RNA of Syngnathoides biaculeatus (alligator pipefish), 6230 nucleotides long. RefSeq names its product NRDE-2, necessary for RNA interference, domain containing (gene nrde2). Bases 1780 to 5964 code for a protein of 1394 amino acids. The record is from RefSeq and is a predicted model, not a curated record. Gene Ontology annotation, molecular function: protein binding. Gene Ontology annotation, biological process: regulatory ncRNA-mediated post-transcriptional gene silencing; negative regulation of RNA catabolic process. Gene Ontology annotation, cellular component: catalytic step 2 spliceosome. NCBI's taxonomy places the organism in Eukaryota, Metazoa, Chordata, Actinopteri, Syngnathiformes, Syngnathidae. The transcript is spliced from 20 exons.